This is a messenger RNA of Didymodactylos carnosus, 2226 nucleotides long. The record is from the annotation of a GenBank genome assembly. NCBI's taxonomy places the organism in Eukaryota, Metazoa, Rotifera, Eurotatoria, Philodinida, Philodinidae.
AUGUCUGGUCGCGCCAUAAAGCGUCGAAAAUUAACGACUGGUUUGGGAAUGAGUGGUGAUAAUGCAAUGAGUUUUGUCAAUGAUGAUGAUUUAUCGAAUCAAGCUGAAUCAAGUAUCGAUGGUGUUGGCGGUAGUGAAUUUGAUGAAGAUUCCAUGCAUGGUGCAAAUAAUUCUAUGAGUAAUUCGUUCACUGUUCAAUCGCAUUUUAACACGCGUGAUUUUGCACUUGAACGUCUCCGACGACAAACAAAACAAACCAUUGUUCCCAUAGACGACAAUAGCCAUUUGACAGCUUGUCUAGAAUAUCUCUAUCGUACAUUAUCACGAAAAGAUAAAGAAGGAUUUUUCCAAUUUCCUGUCACCGAUCAACUAGCACCUGGUUACAGCCAAAUUAUUCGUCGACCAAUGGAUUUUUCAGCAAUAAAAAAAAAAAUUCUUCAAGAAGGUUAUCAAACCAUCAUGGAAUUUCGUCAAGAUUUUGAAUUAAUGUGUCAAAAUGCAGUAGCUUAUAAUCGUUCGGAGACAAUUUAUUUCCAAGCAGCUAAAAAAUUAUUAGCACUUGGUACAAAAUUAAUGAGUAAAGAUAAAUUAUUAAGUUUUAGAAGAAGUUUAGAAUGUUUUGCUCAUUUAACAGAAAAAGAAUUCGGUUUUAAAAUUGAAAAUGCAUAUACUACUACCACUCAAAUGACAACAAUGCCCAUAGCAGAGAACGAAUCACUUGUGGAACCACAACUAGUGAAUACAGAUCAACAUACAAAUAAUGUAGGAGUAGAAGGAGAUUCAAUGGAACAGCCAGUAACAAAUAAUCAUUUGUCGACAGUCAGUAUCUCAGCUGCAUGUUCACAAAGAAAAAAUAAAUACACACGAUUACCAAAAUAUUAUGAAAAAUUAACAACCCUUAUGAAUGAUGAAGAUGAAGAUGAACUGUUACCAGAAGAAAUUCUUGCACAGGCUCAACAAGCUGCUCAAUGUGCACGUGAAAAAUUGAGUUUACGUCAUCCAGUAUCUCAGUAUGGUUUGUCUUGUCAGCGUGAAAAUGGUGCAACAUCAUUACGUUUUAUUAAUCAAGAUGAUAAUGAUGACGAACGAGAAAAACAGCAACAUACAACAAAACAAUCAUCGUUUAAUCACAAUUCUCCAGCUCGCUCAAUAUCAUCUCCAACCACAAACAUUAUCACUAACACGAGUUCUCUAGCUGCAAAUAGAAUUUCAUCUUUAAUGAAUAAUGAGCCAUCAAUAACUUGUCGAACGAUUACUAUCGGCGAACUGAAUAAUGAUGGUACAAGUACAAUUACCACACAGUAUUAUACUUCUUCAUCAUCGAUAACCACAACAAUAAUCAAUGAAGCUGAAAAACGCAAUCAUUUAUCACCUCGUUAUUUUCUUGAUUAUGGACCAUUUAGUUCUAAUGCCCCCUCCUACGAUUCAUCAUUUUCCUCUAUAACGAAAGAUGAACUAGAUUUAUUAAUACAUACGUAUGGUAGUGAAUUUUCGACAGCAUAUUCUGUUUCACUACUUGAUUACGUAAAAGAUCCAGGUGAAUUAGCAAUGGCCUAUGUUGAUCGAUUGUUGAAUGUGUUAACAAACGGUGAACACGAAAACUACGCUUUAAAACAAAAACAACAGAAAGAACCGUUAAAAACUAAAAUACAGUCCGAUGGACUGAAUAAAACUAUAACGGUAAAUGAACAAACAACCUCAAUAGAUCCAUCUGUAUUAGAAUUUACAAAUUUAGAGUCAAGUACUCUUCUUCUAUCGAAUACUAGUGAUUCAACAAUGGCAACAGAUGAAAUUAGACAGGAAAUAGUCGAUCAACCAAUAUACGAUGAACAUACUGCUGGAAUAGAUAUGAAACUCGAUGAAACAUCAAAAUUAUUAUUUAGACUUCGUCGAGCACAAUAUGAUCGUUUGAGUCAACCAGUAAAUACAAACCAUGUCUUAUCUAAUUCCGAACAACCACAAAAUGAAUAUGAAUUAGCACAAAAGAUAUUGAAUCAUUUGACAGAUUUGACAAAAGAAACAAAACCAGAAUAUGUUGUAGAUCCUCAAACUAUAAGACAAACAAUUGGUGUCGUUGUUAAAGAAGAACCAACAAGAACCACAACAAAUGUUGAUCAACAAAUAUUAGACUUUGAGUUAAAAACUCCUGAAACUACUCAAAACAAAGAUCAGGAUGAUAAUACGAUAAAAUUUAAUGAUCCAGAACAAUUUUUUUCAUAUGAAUAA